AUGUCGUCAAAACUUCCCUCCGUCCUGAGCGCAACUGACGAGGAGAUCCAGCUCCUCCUGGCAGCGCAAUGUCACAUUGGCACAAAAAAUUGCGAUAAGCAGAUGGAGCCUUAUGUCUGGAAGCGCCGCGUUGACGGCAUCCACAUUCUCAACAUUGGCAAGACUUGGGAGAAGCUUGUCUUUGCCGCACGUGUGAUCGCCGCUGUCGAGAACCCCAACGACGUUUGUGUCAUCUCUGCUCGCCCCUACGGACACCGUGCAGUUCUCAAAUUUGCUGCCAACACCGGCGCACAAGCCAUUGCCGGCCGUUUCACCCCUGGUUCCUUCACGAACUACAUCACCCGCUCUUUCAAAGAGCCCCGUCUUAUCAUCGUCACCGACCCUCGCGUUGACCACCAGGCGAUUCGCGAGGCAUCGUACGUUAACAUCCCCGUCAUUGCUCUUUGCGACACGGAUGCACCCCUCAAGUUCGUUGACGUUGCCAUCCCCACGAACAACAAGACUCGCCAUUCUAUUGGUUUGAUUUGGUGGUUGCUCGCACGGGAGGUGUUGAGGCUUCGUGGGACGAUCCCUCGCACUCCUGAUGGCUGGAAUGUGAUGGUUGACAUGUUCUUCUACCGUGACCCUGAAGAAGUGGAGAGGCAACAACAGGAGGAAGCACAGGCUAAGCUUGCCGCUGCCGAGCCAGAGGCCCAGGCUGGUGGUCUGUCGGAGUGGGACGUCCCAUCCGCUCCUCAGCCAGGCUCGAUCAACCCUGCUCUUGUCGCCCAAGACGGUGGUGCUCUCGACUGGGCAGCAGAUGCUGCACCCACCACCGAUUGGUCAGCGGAGCCUGCUUCAGGUGGAUGGGGAGCGGAACCCACCACCACUAGCGGGUGGGAUUAG
Suillus subaureus is the source of this 885-nucleotide messenger RNA. RefSeq names its product ribosomal protein S2, flavodoxin-like domain-containing protein. Bases 1 to 885 code for a protein of 294 amino acids. The record is from RefSeq and is a predicted model, not a curated record. Gene Ontology annotation, biological process: cytoplasmic translation; ribosomal small subunit assembly. Gene Ontology annotation, molecular function: structural constituent of ribosome. Gene Ontology annotation, cellular component: cytosolic small ribosomal subunit; ribosome; 90S preribosome. NCBI's taxonomy places the organism in Eukaryota, Fungi, Basidiomycota, Agaricomycetes, Boletales, Suillaceae. The transcript is spliced from 3 exons.